Hipposideros armiger (great roundleaf bat) is the source of this 3614-nucleotide messenger RNA. It is a transcript of the gene SEMA7A, whose product is annotated as semaphorin 7A (JohnMiltonHagen blood group). The coding region runs from base 393 to 2291 and encodes 632 amino acids. The record is from RefSeq and is a predicted model, not a curated record. Gene Ontology annotation, biological process: semaphorin-plexin signaling pathway; neural crest cell migration; axon guidance. The transcript has 14 exons. NCBI's taxonomy places the organism in Eukaryota, Metazoa, Chordata, Mammalia, Chiroptera, Hipposideridae. Gene Ontology annotation, molecular function: integrin binding; semaphorin receptor binding; chemorepellent activity. Gene Ontology annotation, cellular component: external side of plasma membrane; plasma membrane.
GCGUGGGGUGCGGGCAGAGUGCGGCACAGAAAGCUGCUCUUGUUUGUCUUCUGGGCCUGAGUGAGGAAGGAAGGUCACGUGAUCAACUCAGCAGCCUGGGCAUCUAUCCUAAGAUGUCUCCUCAUCGGACCUGGGGCUUUGGUUACCCCUCCACGCGCCCUCAUCUGCCAUCACUUGCCCAGCCCUGGCCUUGGCUUGGCCUGGGACCCUGGAGUGAGAGGAGGCCUGGCCUCACCUUCAGGUCCCCACGCAAGAGAUUGUGACCUGAAAGAAGAUGGUGUGUGCCAGAUGGGUAUAGCAAGGUCAAAGGGGCAGGGAACAGUGAGGGGUGGAGCGGUGUAGAACACUUCCUGGAGCCAGGAGGAUGGAGGCUAGAUCUCGACAGGGAAGACAUGUGCACAGGGAAGGGGAGAGGACGAUCUGGGAAGGAAGAACACGAGCGAAGGUGUGGCAGGAGCCAUGGCAGGGGUCGUGCAGGAAAGGACCAGGUGGACUUCGGCUCGACAGAGCCACACACAGUACUUUUCCAUGAGCCAGGCAAAGAUUCCGUGUGGGUGGGUGGACGUGGCAAGGUCUACCGCGUCAGCUUCCCCGAGGGCAAGAACGCCUCUGUGCACACGGUGAAUUUUGGCUCCACAAAGGGGUCCUGUGUGGACAAGCAGGACUGUGAGAACUACAUCACGCUCAUUGAGAAGCAGGGCCGGGGGCUGCUGGUCUGUGGCACCAAUGCGCGGCGCCCCAGCUGCUGGACCCUGGUGAAUGACACCGUGGAGUCGCUUGGUGAGAGAAGAGGCUAUGCCCCAUUUAGCCCAGAUGAGAACUCCCUGGUUCUGUUUGAUGGGGAAGAGGUGUACUCCACAAUCCGGAAGCAAGAAUACAAUGGAAAGAUCCCUCGUUUCCGCCGCAUCCAGGGGGAGAUUGAACUGUACACCAGCGACACCGUCAUGCAGAACCCGCAGUUCAUUAAGGCCACCAUUGUGCACCAGGACCAGGACUACGAUGACAAGAUCUACUACUUCUUCCGGGAGGACAACCCGGACAAGAAUCCCGAGGCUCCUCUCAACGUGUCCCGCGUGGCCCAGCUGUGCAGGGGGGACCAGGGUGGUGAGAGUUCACUGUCAGUCUCCAAGUGGAACACCUUCCUGAAAGCCAUGCUGGUGUGCAGCGACCCUACUACCAACAAGAACUUCAACAGGCUGCAGGACGUCUUCCUGCUCCCUGACCCCAAUGGCCAGUGGAGGGACACUAGGGUCUAUGGCGUUUUCUCCAACCCCUGGAACUACUCAGCUGUCUGUGUGUAUUCCCUCGGGGACAUUGACAAGGUCUUCCGUACUUCUUCACUCAAGGGCUACCACUCAAGCCUCCCCAACCCUCGGCCUGGCAAGUGCCUCCCAGACCGGCAGCCGAUACCCACGGAGACCUUCCAGGUGGCCGACAGUCACCCUGAGGUGGUGCAGAGGGUGGAGCCCAUGGGACCUCAGAAGACACCACUGUUUCACUCUAAGUACCACUACCAGAAAGUAGUUGUCCAUCGCAUGAACGCCAGCAACGGGGAUGUCUUCCGUGUGCUUUACCUAACCACAGACAGGGGCACCAUCCACAAGGUGGUGGAGUCAAGGGAGUUGGAACACAGCUUCGUUUUCAACAUCAUAGAGAUCCAACCCUUCCGCCGUGCGGCCACCAUCCAAGCCAUGUCACUGGACGCUGACUGGCGGAAACUGUACGUGAGCUCCCAGUGGGAGGUGAGCCAGGUGCCCCUGGACCUGUGUGACGUCUACGGCGGGGGCUGCCAUGGCUGCCUCAUGGCCCGAGACCCCUACUGUGGCUGGGACAAGGGCCGCUGUGUCUCCAUCUACAGCGUCCAAAGGCCAGUGCUGCAGUCCAUUAAUCCAGCUGAGCCACACAAACAGUGUCCCAACCCAAAGCCAGAGGAGGCCCCAGUGCAGAAGGUCUCCCUGGCCCAGAACUCUCGCUACUACCUGAGCUGCCCUAUGGAGUCCCGCCACGCCACCUACUGGUGGCGCCACGGGCAGAAGGUGGAGCAGAGCUGCGAGCCUGGCCACCAGAGUCCCAACUGCAUCCUGUUCAUCGAGAACCUCACGGCCGGCCACUAUGGCCACUACUACUGCGAGGCCCAGGAGGGCUCCUACCUCCACAAGGCUCAGCACUGGCAGCUGCUGUCCGAGGAUGAGGCCAAGGCUGAGCAGCUGCAGAGCCAUGCCCACACCCGUGUGGCCUCCCUCUGGCUAGGGGUCCUGCCCACACUCACUCUGGGCCUGCUGGUCCAUUAGGGCCUCCUGGGGCUGGGCGUGCUGUGGGCUCUGCAGCCCCAGGGCACUAGAGAAGUCUCACCCUCAGAGCCGCCGGCCCAGGAAUUCCUUGCCCACCGCUGCUCUCAGGGGGACUGCAUAACCCCAUGGGGGACACCAGGCCUGGAGAUGGCCAGUCGCAGGCAACUGCUGGGUCCGGGUGGCGCGAGGGCAGUGGAGGCCGGAGAAUGAAGGCGUUUACUGUGAAACGGGCAUCGAUGACCCAAGACUUUAUCUUCUGCAGACUAUUUUCCAAAAACCCCUCCUCAGACUUGACUAAAUGCAGUGAUGCUCCCUGCCCAAGAGCCUGUGGGCCACAGAGGAGUUGGGGAAGGGGAGCUGGGACUCAGUGUGUGGACCUUCGGGCUAAGGUCUGAGUCUUUUUGGACUCUCUGUACCCAGAUUGCCCCCUCAUCCUCCCUCCUGCCAUGGCUGGGGCUGGCUGGUGUUCCUGCAGGCCCAGGGAUGCCCUCUGCGGCCCCCUCACCAGCCCUGGGUCCCAUUAAGGCAGCCUCCUUGCAUGUUUAUUGAAGGAUGUUUGCUUUCCGGACGGAAGGACGGAAAAAGCUCUAUUUUUAUGUUAGGCUUAUUUCAUGUAUAGCUACUUCCGACUGCAUCUGUAUGAAAAUACCAAAACUACAUGCUGGGGGUGGGGCGGGAGAGGGAGGGACUGGGGAGAGAGGGGUUGUAGGGGGUCCCAGUCUGAGGCUCCCGGGGGAUGGGAUAAGAGUCCAGGGACAUGGUGGCAUGAGUUCAAGGAGAUGGCAUGAGCUGGCUCUGCCCCGGGAGCUCAGGCUGGGGUGGGAGUGGGGGGGCAUCGUCCAAGCCCCCUGUGUGGAGGGGGUGGUAACGGGAGGGGGUGGGGUGAGGGAGACGGGAGAAUGAAGGAGAAAACUGAGCCCUAGUUUCACACGUUCAUUCAGAAGGAGUUGGGUCCUCAGGGGGGGGCUCCAGGACUCUGCCCUUGGCAUUGAGGGUGGGGGUGGGGGUCCGCUCCCCUCCUCUACCCCCGUCCCCAGGGCCUGUGCUUCCAUGCUCCUAGCCUCCCACCUUCAGCUCAGGACAUGUUAUAACUUAGGCUAAACUGUGAAUUCUGGUGGGGACUGCCUGGGCCAAGCUCUCCAGGUGGGUGGCUCUGCCCCAGCCCUGUCCAUGGAUUUCAGCAGAGAGCUGGGUCUUCUCCGGCAUGUCUGGCCACCCCAGGGCAGGGCCUGGAGCCAGCGGCCUUCCAGCUUUGGCCCCUGCAUCUCUUCUCAAUGCACUUUAAUGAUGUAAUAUAUUACUAAUAAACAAGCUAUUUAUUUA